This is a messenger RNA of Toxorhynchites rutilus septentrionalis, 1905 nucleotides long. RefSeq lists its product as uncharacterized. The transcript has 2 exons. Bases 1 to 1905 code for a protein of 634 amino acids. Gene Ontology annotation, molecular function: nucleic acid binding. The record is from RefSeq and is a predicted model, not a curated record. NCBI's taxonomy places the organism in Eukaryota, Metazoa, Arthropoda, Insecta, Diptera, Culicidae.
AUGGCAGCGGUGAUGGGAGCAAAAUUAGCCGAAACCGUCAAAGCAAAUCACAGUUUUUGCAUCAACCGUGUUCAAUUUUGGACGGAUUCAAGUACGGUGUAUUCCUGGAUUGUAUCGGAUCACCGGAAGUACAAAGUGUUCGUGGCUUACCGGAUUGGCGAAAUUCUGAGUAAGACAAACCCAGCGAAUUGGCGUUGGAUUUGCACGAAGCUGAAUAUAGCGGAUGAUUUGACUAAAUGGAAGAACGGAAACAAAAUUGAAUCACAUAGCCCCUGGUUCACCGGCCCUAAGUAUCUAUAUGAAGCAGAGAAUAUGUGGCCAUAUCCGGAACCACCCAGAUCAAACGUGACUGAAGAGCUACGGGUCAGCGCGUUGUUCCACAGUGUAGAGAUCGCGGACCCUCUAAUCGAUUGUAGUCGUAUUUCGAAGUGGAACAUUAUAGUCCGCACGGUGGCAAACGUUGUACGGUUCGUGUCAAACAUUCGGCGUAAACAGCAGGGCUUACCGAUCGAAUCGUUACCAGUUGAUCGUAGGAUAGCACGGUUAGGUAGAGGUUCCGUAGCAGCAGUAAAACGUCCCUUGUCGACAGAGGAAUACCAAGAGGCUGAGCGCCUUCUGUGGAAAAUGGCGCAGGUAGAAUCAUUUCCAGAUGAAGUGAAAACGUUAGUGAAAUGCAGAGAAGGGAAAAGAAUAUCCAUUGAUCGUUCUAGCAAUAUUUUCAAGCUUUCGCCUGUGCUGGACGAACACAAUGUGAUGCGGAUGGAUGGUAGAGUACAAGAGGGAGAAUUCAUUCCAUUUGAGUUACAGUUCCCAGUGAUUCUUCCGAAAGGGCACCCAGUUACUGUCAGGCUUAUAGAAUACUAUCAUAAUCUAUUUGGUCAUGGAAACCGAGAAACCGUAGUGAACGAGUUGAGACAACGUUUCUACAUCCCAAGGGUCCGAAGAGAGCUAGAGAAAAUCGGAAAAAACUGUAUGCAGUGCAGAGUAAGAAAAUGUAAACCGGUGGUUCCGAGGAUGGCUCCGCUUCCAAAUCAACGAACUACUCCUUACGUUAGGCCAUUCAGUUAUGUGGGAGUAGACUUCUUCGGUCCGAUCAAUGUGGUGGUUGGACGUCACACGGAAAAGCGUUGGUGUGCUCUCUUUACUUGCUUUGGAACGAGAGCUAUCCACCUUGAAGUCGUACAUAGUUUAUCGUCGCAAGCGUGCCUGAUGGCCAUUCGUCGUUUUGUUUGCAGACGAGGAGUUCCCGUUGAGUUUUUCUCUGAUAAUGGGACGAACUUUGUGGGCGCCAGUAAGGAGAUUAUGAAGGAGAUCAAAUCUGAUUGUUCCGAAGAGCUGACGAGUUCUAGGACCCGAUGGAACUUCAAUCCGCCAUCAGCACCCCACUUUGGCGGAGUUUGGGAGAGGCUCGUUUCGUUCGGUGAAAGAGACGAUGGAUAUCCAGAAAAUUCGGGAGCUAUUACUCCAAACCAUUUCUUGAGGGGACAACCAUCAAGUGGAACAGAGUGUCGCAGGCUGUCGACCAAUGAUGCGGAGGCUCUAAAAAACAGCUACAAGAGGUCGCAGCUAUUGGCUGACCGUAUAUGGAAGCGAUGGUUGACCGAGUAUCUUCCGUUCAUCAACCGACGUGUCAAGUGGCACACUGAGCAGAAGCCAUUAGAAGUAGGCGAAGUUGUGUUUGUGGCAGACGAGGACAACCGGAAGUGUUGGGUUAGAGCAAUUGUGGAAGAAGUUAUUCUUGGAGUUGACGGACGUAUUAGGCAAGCAGUGGUACGUACAGCCAAGGGAACGUAUAAGCGUCCGGUAGCCAAGCUGGCGGUGCCGGAGAUUCGUAUUGGUAAAUCUGGCAAGGAUCCUUCACCAGUGUUACGGGGAGGGGCUGUUGCGGCACCGGUGACGUCAUAG